Messenger RNA from Echinococcus granulosus, 2784 nucleotides. Its product is annotated as Coiled-coil domain-containing protein. Gene Ontology annotation, biological process: cell motility. The coding region runs from base 1 to 2784 and encodes 927 amino acids. NCBI's taxonomy places the organism in Eukaryota, Metazoa, Platyhelminthes, Cestoda, Cyclophyllidea, Taeniidae. The transcript is spliced from 3 exons. The record is from RefSeq and is a predicted model, not a curated record. Gene Ontology annotation, cellular component: motile cilium.
AUGGAACAAGACCAUGUGAAAGAGCUGGAAGAAGUUGACUUGCCUACCAGUCAGCGAGUCUCUGAGGAUGCUGAUCAUAGUUAUGAUUCCAAGGCUUUCACGGCGCCCCCAGCAGAAGAAGCCGAGAAGACACCGGAAUCCCUUCAGCUAAAGCAACAAUUAAUCGAAAUAAAUCCGCUUUACUUACCCCACGAAUUUCGUUCCUUGCCACAAUCUUUUGAUCCCAAAGAGUACAACUUCCCACCCUCCUACACCGAAAAUAGUGCUCGAGAAACACGCCUCCUUGCCUACGCCGAUAAUUUUCGUCGGCAAUACGCCGGUCGCUUCCAUGACCGUACUCCACUCUUCCUCACUCCUCACAACGAAUGUGAUCUCCGCAAAUUCGUCUCCACUACUAUUCGACCCACAAAACUACCAUUUCCCGAGCUUCACGAGGCUUUAGGUGCUGCCGCAUUUGUGGCUGACUUUCUGGACUUUGCUCCGCUUCUCCCCUGUACCGAACUACCUCCACGUCUUCUUAGCCCAAGAACAACCCUUUUCCUUCAACUGGGUACCUGUUUCGACUACACCACUCUCCUUUGCUCCCUUCUCACCGGUGUGGGCUACAAUGCUUUUGUAGUGAGUGGAUAUGCAACACGUGAGUGCUGCUACAAGGAUGAGUCUCGAAAGCAGUGCCCACUACUUGUAAAACCACCAAAAUGUGUGGAAAUGUAUCAAGAACCACAGGCUGGGAGGUAUCAGGUCAAACCUGUGAGGAACUUUCUAUCCAAGUACGAAGUGACGAUGAGAGUAAAAAGACUUGUCGAAGCAGAAAAAGCGGCAGAAAAGAAGGUAGCGGAGGAUAAAAAGGCCCAAGAGAAGGCGGAAGAACCGAAAAAAGAUCCUCUUUACGGUUUGCGAGUUCACUCUUGGAUCCUAGUGCUCCCUGGAAGCAGAGAUGUUCAUGAAGCCUUUUUCAUUGAACCUUUUACUGGCGAAUCGGUUGCACUUGACACCGAUAUGUACCUGGGCAUCGAAAGCGUAUGGAACCACAACAAUUACUGGGUGAAUAUGCAAGACUGUACUAAUGGCAUCCAGGAAAUGCGUUACGAUCUAAACAACCUAGAGGACUGGGAAUUCGUCCUGCCUUCAGGGCUACUUAAUACAAUGUUGAUGGAAUCUGGGGACCAGUUAAUAAAUAUCUUCAAUGCAUCGAUGGAUGUCGCGGAGACUCUAGCAAACUAUAAUUUAGGAUUGGAUUAUGGUCUUCAAGUGCACGAAGACGAAUUGAAUGGAAAGGCGCGAAAGAAUGAGAAGAAGAAGAUGCAGGCGGAUCUCUUGGAUACGCUUCUUCUGGUUGAUAUGCCAAUGUCUUGGACUCUGCCGAUCACUCUUUCCAAUACUCAGUACUUCCAGAGGUAUCCCAACUUCCAGAAGGAGAUACUCUACAAUCGAGCCCGUGUGAUCAAGUAUACACCUUACUCUCAGGAGUGUGGGAUCGUUGUACGGUUGACUGUCUACCAAGAUCGUGACCUUCAAGACGCAAUUGAAGAGAGGGAGUAUUUUAAACACCGAAGAGACAGGUUAAAUGUACGAGUGACAGAUUUAAAGACAUUGUGGGUGAAGGAGUCCUUUGAUCAUGGCCGAAUGGGAUACCACCUAAAGGAACAUGAAUAUAUGUCAAAAAAUUUGGGAGCAGACGCCAAUAGAUGUAUGGAGUUUUACGAAAAGAUGAGAGUCGAUGGCCUGUUGAAGCGCCAACGAGAGGGUAAUAUCAUGAAGGAAUGGUACACCAAUCGCGAAGAUCGGUUAGUUUAUCGUGAAACGCAUUUUGGACGGACAGUGAGAAAGUUCGGUCCUCCGGUAAUUGUAAAAUCGUCUACUCAGCAUGGAAGUGUUGAUCCAAAAGUAACCAAGAAGAGUUACAAGGAGAUUGAAGUAAUAAAGGAGCGUUUUGCAAGGAAUCCCGAAAUUUCCGCAGAUGAGGACGUGGAGGAGCGGGUGUUUGACAUAGCUGGGGAAAAAUAUUUCCUCACUUACCAUGUCGCUGACGAAUGCAUCUUCCCUUGCAGACGGGAGUUCAACAAGCCUCCCGACAGUGGCGAUCGACGUCAGGUCAUUGAACUGCAUCCAGACACCCACAACUCAUUUCAUCCCAGUCUCAACCCACCUCGUAAGACCAAAGUGGAGAUUUACCAGAUGCUUCUCGAACUGAUUGAUCUUGAAAAGGUUGCUAAAGAGACCGUUAGGGCUUCAGAGAGCGAAGUUCAGGCAAUCCUGGACAAACGCGCUGCAGAAGAAGCUAAGCCCGAACUAGAAGUUGGUUUGUGGGACACUCAACGCAACUCGGAGAUACACAAUCUGCGUAUAGCACUGGAACAGCACGCCGAACAGGAGCGUCGAAAACAAAAGGAGAAGGAUCUCGAUUAUCUGGCGCCUUACUUCCAUAUGCACGAUAUAGACGGGGAUAAUCUGAGUCGAGAGGAUGCUUACGCUGUUCGAGAGGCCUGUCUACAAGAUCUGAAGGAGCGUCUAAUUAAGAAGGCCAACAUCAUACAAGCUCGAUUUGAGGCUGAGACGUCUGCGCUACAACGCAAACAGCAGUGGUUCCAGUUGAAUCAGAUCAACCUUACCAAGGAGGACGAAGCAGCCUACUUGCAGUACUGCAAUGACGCCAUUUUCAAGAUCACCACACUAGAGACCAUGCUGCUAAGGCAUAAACAGACCGCACCGCAGAAGUAUAUGCUGCUGGAGAAGCAGUUGCGAUCAGAUCCGCGAUUGGCGGAAUACUUGAACACAACUUGA